ACGAGAAGACUGCGCUCUACCACGACAAAGGGGCUCCACUCUCCAUACACGCCCAUUCUGAAAUGCUCGUACCCGGUGAAGGUUUGCAAUCAUCCCCAAAUCUUUCCCCAUGACGGUAGACUUUCAACAUGCUGCAAAAAUCCGGCAAUGGUGGAGUGUACCCGGAUCCUGCUGGGGAGAAGAAACUGAAAGUCGGCUUUGUAGGGUUAGACUCGGCGGCUCCCGACUCUAGCAGGGAUGGGGCACUGCUCAUUGCUGGUUCAGAAGGUACCAAGCGAGGCAGCAUCUUAAGCAAACCCCGGUCCAGCGUCACAGGUUCAAGAAAACCACCGAAGAGAAAUGCUUUUUAUCGAAAACUGCAGAAUUUCCUCUACAACGCGUUGGAAAGACCAAGAGGCUGGGCUUUCAUUUAUCAUGCAUACGUUUUUCUCUUGGUGUUCUCCUGUCUGGUGCUGUCCGUUUUCUCAACAAUCAAAGAAUAUGAAAAAAGCUCAGAGAAUGCACUUUAUAUUCUGGAAAUUGUGACCAUUGUUGUUUUUGGUGUGGAGUACUGUGUGAGAAUCUGGGCAGCUGGCUGCUGCUGUCGUUAUCGAGGAUGGAAGGGGAGGCUGAAAUUCGCACGGAAACCAUUCUGUGUUAUCGACGUCAUGGUGUUGAUUGCCUCCAUCUCGGUGCUGGCUGCAGGCACCCAGGGGAAUGUCUUUGCCACCUCUGCCAUCAGGAGUUUGAGGUUCUUGCAGAUCUUACGCAUGAUCCGAAUCGAUCGCAGGGGUGGCACCUGGAAGCUGCUGGGAUCCGUGGUCUAUGCACACAGCAAGGAACUGAUCACGGCCUGGUACAUUGGGUUUCUCUGUCUCAUCCUCGCCUCUUUCCUGGUGUAUUUGGCUGAGAAAGAAGAUAACAAAGAAUUUGAAACCUACGCCGAUGCACUCUGGUGGGGGCUGAUUACCCUGACUACAAUCGGUUAUGGGGAUAAGUAUCCGAUUACAUGGAACGGGCGUCUUCUUGCUUCAGCCUUUACACUCAUUGGAGUGUCAUUCUUUGCACUUCCAGCUGGCAUCUUGGGCUCCGGAUUUGCCCUGAAGGUUCAGGAGCAACAUCGGCAGAAACAUUUUGAAAAACGACGGAAUCCAGCUGCGGGUCUCAUCCAGGCUGCCUGGAGGUUCUAUGCUACCAGUCUUACCAGGACUGACAUGGAGUCGACCUGGAAUUACUAUGAGCGGACAGCGUCGGUUCCCAUGUACAGUGUGCCUGCAUUUGGCACUUCCAGACUGAUUCCACCACUCAACCAGCUAGACCUGCUGAGGAACCUGAAGAGCAAGUCAGGACUCUCAUUCAGGAAAGAUUCGCAGCCAGAGCCUUCCCCCAGUAGAGGAAAUUCACUCAAAGAAACACUUUGUGGGUGCUGCCCAGGAAAACCUAGUCACAAGGUCAGCUUAAAGGAGCGUGUAUUCUCCAGUCCCCGGAGCUCGGGGGCCAAAGGAAAGGGCUCACCUCAGGGCCAGGGCCUCCGCAGGUCCCCCAGCGCAGACAACAGCAUUGAGGACAGUCCCAGCAAGGUGCCCAAGAGCUGGAGCUUCGGAGACCGCAACCGCGCAAGACAAGCCUUUAGGAUAAAGGGGGCCACGUCUCGACAGAACUCAGAAGAGCUGAUUGAGCUGCAGGAUGAAGAAUUCAGAUUGAAGAACUUUCAAGCAAUUGAAGGGCUGAUCAAAGCAAGCCUUCCAGGGGAAGAUAUAGGAGAUGACCACUGCGAGUUUGUGACACAGGAUUUAACUCCGGGAUUGAAAGUUACAAUCAGGGCUGUGUGCAUUAUGAGAUUUAUGGUUUCAAAGCGAAAAUUCAAGGAGAGCCUGAGGCCUUAUGAUGUGAUGGAUGUAAUUGAGCAGUAUUCAGCUGGCCAUUUGGACAUGCUGGCACGGAUUAAAAACCUCCAGUCCAGGAUAGAUAUUAUUGUGGGUUCCGCACCCCCUUCAACUCCCCGGCAUAAGAAGUAUGCAACCAAAGGACUCAAAGAAUCACCCCAAUACUCUCCUAGAGUUGACCAGAUUGUUGGUAGAGGUACUGCAAUAACAGACAAGGAUCGAACCAAAGUGACCACUGAAGGAGACCAUCCCGAGGACCCCAGCAUGAUGGGAAAACUGGGAAAGGUUGAAAAACAGGUGAUGUCAAUGGAAAGGAAGCUGGAUUUCUUGGUGAACAUCUAUGUGCAGCGGAUGGGUAUCCCUCAGUCUGAGACGGAGGCCUACUUUGGAUCCAAGGAGCCCGAACCUGCACCCCCUUAUCACAGUCCUGUGGACAGCAGGGAACAAAUGGAUAAGAAUGGCUGCAUCACCAAGAUCAUACGCUCCAACAGUUCGGCAGGGCAAAAGAAUUUUGAUGCACCCCCAGAGCCUCCAGGCCCCUGCCCUCCUUCCACAUCAUGGCAUCAGCACUCUAUCAGUGAGUACCAACGCCACAGUCAAGGGAACUCGCCUGUCGGAGACCCGUCCUCCUUAGUUAGAAUCCCACCACCACCCUCUCAUGACCGCUCUUCAGGGAGCCACAAUGGAAGCAACCGGGGAGGUGCAGAAUACGAAGCUGCAGGGAAACAUCACGACAGUGCCCUGAGGGACAGUGACACUUCCAUCUCUAUCCCGUCUGUGGAUCACGAGGAGCUGGAACGCUCCUUCAGUGGCUUCAGCAUCUCCCAGUCCAAGGAGAAUAUGGAUUACCUCAACAACAGCUACUACGGAGCGGUGGCCCCCUGCGCUGCUAUCAGACCCUACAUUGCAGAAGGGGAGUCUGACACAGACUCAGAUAUAUGCAGCCCUUCUGGCCCGUCUCCAAGGUCUGCAGCUGGAGACGUGGGGUGGUCCGGGUCGAAAUAAAACUCCCCGGGGACAACAGCACAUGUUCUGGAUCUGAUUUAGCAAAAGCUGAUGAAGCCAUAAGAAUGAUGAAAUUGCCCGGUGGCCCCAAAACCUUUACAUUGAGAAGUUAUGGAAAAGAGAAAUCCCAUCUGCUCAGUAAAUGAACUGUCGUCUUACUUAGAUUUUGACAAGACUGCUGUGGACCCAGGGCACCCAGGGAGUUUUCAACGUCUGUAAUUUUUAUAAACUAAAAAAAGGGUUUGGGUUAACCGAGGCAGAAGGCGCAAUCAUUUAGAAUAACACAAUUCUUUAAUCCUUGUUUCUUGCAUACAUUGCAUUUGUUUGCUUUCAUCCAACAUAGCAAUUAAAAUGACUUCAUAAGCACUGGGCCAGUGGUAUAGUUGCUCCCAUAAUUACAGAAUGUAUAUCUUUAGAAAACAUCUGAAGGAAUAAGCUAUAGCAAUUUCUCAAACUGUAACAGAUGGAACGUUUACUGGAACUUCAUACAUGCCACAGAGGUUAGCACCUCUUACCAAACUUCCAGAUGUUGUUAUGAAUACAUUAUUGUACAACCGUACAGUAAUUACUCAUACGAAUGCUAAAUGUAUUCUAAUAAAACCCAUCCCAGCUUGAUAUUGUUCAUUUACUUUUAGCUGAUAUAUUAUCACCUUGAUAUAUUUUAUCUUGAUUGCAAAUAUUGUGAAACUACACACCAGCAAACAUAACAACACUUCCUUUCUUUUAGGUCAGGCAAGAUUGUGGACAUAUCUGUGAGGUGGAUUGAUAUUUGCAUAUUGAUCUAACAAUGAACAAGAAUGUCCAUUUACAUUAAACAACACCCAACGGGACUGGAAGACUUACUCUUUCUCAGUUGACGUCAUGAAUUCUUAACUGAUGUGAUUUACGAUAAAACAGAGUACAGUACAGGAUUGCUAAAGCUAUUUUCAGUGAUAACAGUCCACAAGAUGUUCUCUUAAAAGAUGUAUCUUAAAAAAAUGAUGAUUCAAGACUGUAUAUAGGCACUAUUAAAAAAACAAACAACUGGUCUUGCUUUACAUAAAAGAGAAACAGUUUUAACUCCUUCUGUGAAAGCUUUUUUUUCAGAAAUUAAGAAGUAAGAAUUUAUUAUUUCAAAAUACUGUUGUAAGGGCAACACUGAUUGAGUGUUUUUCUGAAGCAUUUUCCGAAGGAAAAUAAACAAAAGUAUUGGCAGCUAUGUUUUGGAAGCUUGUCUGAGAAUGGUAAUGUAUUUUCAAUUUACCAGGAACCAAGAUGCCCUAAAAAAGUCCUAAUCAAUUUUUGCCUGUAAAAGCAUGCUUUGAGAAAACAUAGUCUGCAUUUGUACCUACUAAUCCUAUUCUAAGAUACUCUAAUGUAAUAUCAGACUGCAUUUCUUUAUGAUUUGUUUUUCUAUAACACUGUUUCAUAUUAUUACGGCAUAGUUCACAAUUGUAUACUUUAAAAGUGUGUCCAGGCAAAUCCAUUUGUUUAUUAUUUUCUUUAAAUAAAUAUAUAAAAUCCCACGAAAGGGAGUUUAACGGAAAAAGUAACUUGUUAAAUGAUUUUCUAUAACCAAAGUAUGAAAGAUGUUUUUUAUUAAUUGAAUGUAUGCAGUUGAUGAUAUGUAGUACUGGGGAUAACUAUGGAAAAAACACUUUUAUAAUACUUAUUAAUUACAUUUUCACAAUUGACUAAAUGUGUGUACGAUAUAAAAAAUUCAAAACAAUGACUGUGGUAUUGAUAGUAGUGGUACUAGCAUAUUGCGUUUUCAAUCUUGAGUAUUGCAUUCCAGUUCUUUGAGACAUUGAAGUGCUAGCCACUACCUAGUGUAUUUCUUGAAAGGCUGUUGAAGAUCAAUGGAUCUAUAUGGAUUUAUCCAUUAUACUUACCAAUAACAUCACCAUUUAGGUAAUCCCAAAAUGGAUUGUAUUGCUUGUUUCUAAAGAGGUAAUGAUCAGGAAACAGGUCUUUGAAAAUGAAGUAAUGAGACAUGUUGAACUGCAGUAGAAGGUGCAAUUCAAUGAGCAGUUCAAGUUCAAAAUGAAAUGUUGCUGAUUUGGAUAUUUCCAUAAUUAGUUCCUGUACUGUACAUACUUUUUCAAUAUUGUUAUUCAGUAAACUCAAAGUGUAACUGAAUUUUAGCAUAUUUCUGGAUCAUAAUAAUCAUUCUGCUUUAAAAGUGGGACGCACAGUAAUGGCACACGCAGGGUGUCAUCAGAUUUUGGACAAGUAAAACACCUUGAUAAGAAUAAGUACCUGUGCUCUGAGAGGUCAUGGGUUACACCCCUGGCCAUAGACUUAGUCUUGUCUGUAUUAAGCAUUUUGAGCCAGCAGUGGCUGCUUGAAUUGGAUGAUAUACUGUAAGAUUUUGAAAAUGUCACUACUGGAAUCAAUGCUGGCUCUUCAAUCCAUUAGAUUUUGCUGAGGAGGAAUCUCUGAUCAUAUUAACAAAGACAAUCGAUUAUUGUCUAUAGGUAGUCCAUGGCAGUCAACCAUGAUUAUUUUCAGUGAUAACAGUCCACAAGAUGUUCUCUUAAAAGAUGUAUCUUAAAAAUAAUGAUUGAAGACUGUAUAUAGGCACUAUUAAAAAACAAACAACUGGUCUUGCUUUAUACAAAAGAGAAACAGUUUUAACUCCUGUGAAAGUUUGUUUGACAAAAGCUGUCGUGUCCAUGGCCACCACUUACAGUAUACUUGCAGAUUUAUCUCGGGCCUGUUAACCAUAGACAAACCAUGGAUUUCAACCAUGACAUGGGCAAACCUGAUCAUCCAGGGUGAACUUAGAUAGGGGAACAGUGCUACCAGCUACCAAGAGGUCCCUGUAGAUGAAAUACUUGCCUCUCGUUGGACAUUUUAAUAAAGAAAUUAAGCCCGUAGAAACGUAAUACAGUAGAACCUGUUAUAUCUGAUUUAAUUGGUUCCAGGGGGCGAUCAGAUAUGUAAGAAUAUUGUAUCUCAGUGGGAGUCAUUAUACUACAUUGUUGUUGCUUUUUACUAAUGUCACCGCAUUAGAAAUUAAAAUGUCAGGUGCAUCAGUGAAUCUAAAACACCAAAGUGCGAUACUGCACGUUUACCAUACAAAGAAAGUCAGUGAAAAUAACUGCAAAACAAAGCAAUGUAAUACAGUAUUUGGCAAUUUACAAAAUAGCAUUCUAAACAUCAGCAUUUCAAGUGAGUUUCUUUAAGGAAUAUCAAUUAAAUUUGAUUCCUCAUGAUGCUAUCUAUAAAAUGGGUUUCACCUGUAUUAUUGCUCUGUCCACCUUUCACAGUUCUGUCAGGUAAAUUAUUUAUUGGUUCCAUUCCAUUUAGAAAAAAAAAAAUAGUUUUGUUUACCUUGAUAAAAUUCAAAAGUCAAGAAAUGUGAAAAUAAAAAAAAUACUGUACAUAACUGCAAACAUUUCAUCAUGUUAUAUGCAUUUGAAGCCUGUUUUCAUAUCACUGUGCUAUUAAGUUUUGCACUAUACACACACCCAUGUAAUGAGUUGUUACUCACAUAACAGACUUUUGUGUAUUUGUAUAAAUGGUUUCUAAAACAAUAAUUGUCCAAAAUAAAUAUAACUUGUUUAUUUUACUGCUAACUUCUUACACAUUCACUUUGUUAAAAUUGAUCUUUUAAAUUAUUUUUCUACUCUAUGUGAGACAUCAGAUUUCUCCACAGCUGGAGAACAGUAAGUUGAAAUGCUCAAAAGUCUGUUACUUAGCUAAGUAGCCUGACAUAAAAUAAGUAAAUACAUAAAUCAUUAAAGUGAGUCAUAAAUACCAGCUGUAGUGGUGAUGCUCAUAACACUUGAGUUAAAGGAUAUGUUACACAAAUUGAUAUAAACAUGGUGUUAUAAAGAACGUUAAAGACAGUAUUAGUCCUGGAUCUGGCCAGCUUAUGCACAUAAUAUUAUUUUUGUCAGUGCUAUACAAAUUUGCACAUCCUCUAUUAAAAUGUAAGAGAUAAGAAAAUGCAAAUACUGCUUGAAUAUAUUUAUGUUGUGCUUGUUUGCACCUUUCCCAAAGACUAUUCCGUUGCCUUUGUAGGGAGUUGCAAGUUUGUUUUCUAUAUGCAAUGAUUCAGUGCAUACUGGACCAGUGGGUGCCUCUUUACAACACUGGGACCUUUGCAUUGGAGCUGAUGCCAAUCAUGUGAAGCUCCCCUGUAUUCACAAACGCAUUGAACACUGUAUAUGGUGCACAGCUAUUGCAACGUAGCAUUCAGCAUCUGAGGAUGUUUCAGUAUCACUGAAUGUAUGUGGCAGCUGACACGUGCUUAUUUGGUUUGCUCUCUGAGGUUCAGACAACAAUUAUCACAUUAGGUUUUACAUUUCCAUGUCCUCAUUUUUCUAAUAGGUUUCACCUCUCUAUAGUUUGUGCAGUUGCCAAUGAUGUACUGUAUGUAAUUGUAUAGUUAAAAAAUACAAAUAAAAUCAAUAAAAAAUCAUAUUUAAAUAUAUAUAUUUAAAGUAUUAAAUCAAUACUAUUUUUUUUUUUUUUUUUUUUUGUAAUUAUGUUUAGCAUUCCAAAGGUCAUGUAAGGUCAGUUUCAAUAUUCUUUAUAAUUUUAUGGCUAAUAGUAACCCAUACAGAAAUAUUUUCAAGCAGCAUCAUAUUUAAUUUGAGCAAAACCUCACUGGCCAUAUCAAUGUUUUAAAACUUCUGCUUGCAAUAAAAAUAAAAUUAAAAAAUGCAUUUUGCGCCUUAUGUUUUACACAUAUAACUGAUGGUUGUUAACCGUGGUAGAAAAUUGGCAUUCUUUAACAAUUUCUUUUAUAAUGUAAAUUCCAGUUUAAUUAUAUAAGGUUUAAAAGGUUAAAAAAAGAAAAUAUUUCAGGACAUUUUGGACAAAAGCUCUUCUUCAGCUGUGCAGAAGAAAAGUAAACACAGUGCAGUAAACUUUUUUUUUUAGUUUUUGCCUCUAGUGUUGUCAACCUGAAUGUACUGAUACUGAGCUGUAUAUACACAUUAGGACUAAUAUUUUUAAUUUUUUUAAUUUUUUAUUUAUAGUGAAUGAAGGGUAUAAAGCAUGUCUUUUGAAUAACUGAAUGACAAUAUUCAAUCUUCAUGUGUCCUUUAGGAUCUGUGUUGUAUGAUAUUGGAACGCACAAUAGAAAUGAGAUGUAUAAUAAACUUUGUACAAUUGA
Molecule: messenger RNA, 7977 nt
Organism: Acipenser ruthenus (sterlet)
Lineage: Eukaryota; Metazoa; Chordata; Actinopteri; Acipenseriformes; Acipenseridae
Product: potassium voltage-gated channel subfamily KQT member 2
Exons: 20
Coding region: 129-2870 (913 amino acids)
Biological process (GO): potassium ion transport; transmembrane transport
Cellular component (GO): membrane
Molecular function (GO): voltage-gated potassium channel activity
Source: RefSeq, a predicted model, not a curated record